Angiostrongylus costaricensis is the source of this 891-nucleotide messenger RNA. Lineage: Eukaryota; Metazoa; Nematoda; Chromadorea; Rhabditida; Metastrongylidae. The record is from the annotation of a GenBank genome assembly.
AUGCCUGGUGGCGUGAAUAAUGGCUACAAGAUACUGUGUCUAGUGGCUUGCCCGAUGGCUAGAAUGGGAUCCAGAGACGUCUCUAGAAAUGAGUUCAAGAUAGAAGUAGGUUACGAGGAUCCUGAUCCUUACGUCUACACUUCAGAAAGCGCUGGAACCCCUAAACGAUGUAGAAGGUCCAUUCGUGGUCCCACGUUUCCAAAAGUAGGCAUAGAAAAUGUCGAUGGGCUUCAAAUGCAUUGUCAUGGUAUGGUAAUGCUGAUACUUUUGUUCACACUACUCAUUUUAUCAGCAAAAACUCAACAAGAAUGGAAUAAGAGAGAGAAUUAUCAGCCAAUGGAAUUAAAACUCAUACGUCAACAUGUGAUUCCACAAUGGCCCUCUGCAAAUCCGUCACGAUUUUUAUACCCGUUCGGAAAGACAGAUGGAAUGUAUUGGCCAAUUGUACAGCCUCACGAUGCCAUUGAUUUGAACGAUGAUGAUCAGGUCACUAGCGCUGAAACGAGAAAUCAGUUGGUAUGUCUUUCCGAGUUGACGUUCGCUUCUAGACGACAGAGUGGGUUUAGUGGUAUGGGAAUGACAUCCGCACUCAGCGAUGACGAUCAUCGUAAAUCGGCCAACCGAGUUGAUGAAAUUGAAUCUGAGUUGAACCACGGAAGGACCUCUAUGGGCAAGCUAAAAACGUUGUGUGAAUUGCAAGACUGGGAAGAGAAGUACUGGACAAUAAUAUGGGACAAUUUGUCCAGUAUUUUCAGAUCUGCACCACCAAUAUCGCAGCUAAAAAUUGAUCAGUUUGUCUCGAAAGCUUUUGAAUCUGCUGCUAAAAUUAAACAACGUGGUGAUUAUUAUAAUAGGUUCCGUGAUAUUGUCGGCCGUGCAGGGUCACGAUGA